Gossypium arboreum is the source of this 1955-nucleotide messenger RNA. RefSeq lists its product as uncharacterized. Lineage: Eukaryota; Viridiplantae; Streptophyta; Magnoliopsida; Malvales; Malvaceae. The record is from RefSeq and is a predicted model, not a curated record. Gene Ontology annotation, biological process: malonyl-CoA catabolic process; fatty acid biosynthetic process; positive regulation of fatty acid oxidation. Gene Ontology annotation, molecular function: malonyl-CoA decarboxylase activity. The transcript has 16 exons. The coding region runs from base 334 to 1815 and encodes 493 amino acids. Gene Ontology annotation, cellular component: peroxisomal matrix; mitochondrial matrix.
UGUCGUUCUAUGACUUCUUAUCUGUUUCAUUCUUUUUCGCUUUCUCAGUGCCUGUUCUGGUCGAUAAGACUCAUCGUCGGUUCAACGAAAACAAUGUUUGAACAUCAAACAUUGGCGAUUUUGUCGGAUUAUUUAUAUAUAUUUAUAUUCAAUAGAAAUGAAUAAGAGAGCAUUGGCCAUUUUGAUGCGAGCUAGAAUGAGACCUAAUCAUCUCUCCAACUUCGCCCUUUCUCCCAUUUCCUUUGAAUCAUUAAUUAACCGCAGAAUGAGUUGAGUCAAAUUCUGUCAAAUUCUCAUGGAAACCGAUCCAGUGAAAAUGGGGAGCAUCAUGCCAUGGAACAUGGAAAAGAAAAGCUCAAUCAUCAAAGAUCAUUUGAGGUUGUACGAGAAUCAAUGCACUCCGUGAUAUCAAUGAAUAAAACUGAAGUUGGUGAUUCUGUACUUAAUGAGUUUUUGGAGGGUUAUUGUAGCCUUUCUUUUGAGAACCGUAGGAAAUUAUUGCUCGCACUUGCCAAAGAGUAUGAUCUCAACAGGGCACAAGUUCGUGAGCUCAUAAAACAAUAUCUCGGACUUCAGCCACCUGGGAGUGAAGCUCAAUCAGGAGGAGUUGAAGAUGAAGGCUUUCUUUCAACUUUCUAUCGCAUAGAGAGAAAUUUGAGACAUUCCCUUAAACCAGUAUAUGAAACUCUAUUUGAGAGACUUAACACGCACCCUGAAGGGCUGAAGUUUUUGACCAUCAUCCGGGCUGAUAUAUUAUCCAUUCUCACAGAAGGAAAUAUUGCUUCAUUGCGAGCACUGGAUUCUUAUCUGAAGGAGAAGCUUACAACUUGGCUUAGUCCUGCUGCUUUAGAGCUCCAUCAGAUUACAUGGGAUGAUCCUGCUUCUUUGCUAGAGAAAAUAGUAUUUUAUGAAGCAGUGCAUCCAAUCAGUAAUCUUAUUGACCUUAAGAGAAGACUGGGAGUUGGUCGUCGUUGUUUCGGAUAUUUUCAUUCAGCCAUACCUCGUGAACCUCUUAUUUUUAUUGAAGUUGCACUUUUGAAGAAUAUAGCAGAGACAAUACAGGAAGUUUUGUGGGAUAAUCCUCCAAUUGCUGAAAGUGAGGCAACUUGUGCAUUAUUUUACUCGAUAUCAUCAACUCAGCCUGGCUUGGCUGGAAUCAACCUAGGAAAGUUUCUUAUCAAACGUGUUAUAACGUUGGUGAAAAUAGAUAUGCCACACAUUUCUGUGUUUGCUACGCUUAGCCCUAUCCCAGGAUUCAUGCAAUGGCUUCUGUCCAAGUUGGCAUCUCAAUCGAAACUUGCCAAAGCCGAGGACAUAUCACGCUCAUCUGCUGAUAGAUCCAGAUUAACUUUUUAUGAGAAUAUACUUGAACCAGAAGAAGAAAGAGCACUAAUAGACUCAUCGGGGGAUCUUGCUUCUGGAAAAAGUGGCAUGGAAAUAAUGUUGAACUUGCUAACGCCGACAACUCAUGAGUGGACUAAUUCAGAUAAAUUGCUUUCAGCAUUAAAACCGCCUCUAAUGCGACUAUGUGCCAGGUACCUUCUGCAAGAGAAAAAGAGAGGAAAAGCUCUAGAUUCUGUUGCAAACUUCCAUUUGCAGAACGGAGCGAUGGUUCAAAGAAUAAACUGGAUGGCUGACCAAUCGGAAAAAGGCUUAAAACAAAGUGCAGGUAUCAUGGUGAACUAUGUCUACAGGCCCGAGAAUAUUGAGGAAUAUGCUCAGUCAUAUUUCAGCAAAGGACAUAUCCACUCUUCCUAUGAUGUGAAACGUUACAUUCAGCCGGCAUUGGAAAACGAAUCCAAGGACAGCUUAUGAUGAUCAACGGAAGAUAAUUCAAGUACGAUUUACGACUUACAAACUUGUUAUAUACUUUUGAUUUCUCAAUAUUCAAAGAUACUUUGAUGUUGCUGCCUGUGUAUUUGCCUUAGCAAUGCAAUAUCUUGUUCCAUGAAAAA